AAAUGAGUUUGACGCCCCUGCAUAACGCUUUUUUAAAACUUUCCACGAGGCCUCAUUAAACAUCCACAACGUAUAAUUUUUCAGUCGGACAAGUUUACUCUCCAUCCAUCAAGGCUACUUAAAGUGAAUGAAGGUAAAUCCUCAGCCUACAGAACUAAUCGAGCAUAUUUGAGCCAAUCACAGGGCGAGCUGAACUGUUUCAGCCAAUAGGAGAGCAGUGUGAGUGAGCACUCCGCUGGAAGACGACGACCAUGGAACGGAGUAGAAUUCUCCUCGUCCUAACAAACUUUUAAGGGUUGGAUAAGAUCAAAACGGAGUGAGGUGGGGAAGCUCCUGCUCUGAGCAGCAAUGGGGGAGAUUGAGGGUUCAUACCGGGUCCUGCAGACUCCAGGCACAAGGCUGGGAGCCCAGUUCAACGCUGGUAUCAGCACUUUGGAGCCUGGCCAGACCCUCAGUGGCAAUAUGGGCAAAGGCCAUGGGCGAGGACUACAAAUCCGCGUGCAGGGGUUGGAUGACUCCCUGGAGUUCUUUGAUGUAGAUUCCAAAGCUCUUGGACAGGCCCUCCUCUCUGAGGUUUUCCUGCGAGGCAACCUCAUAGAGAGUGAUUACUUUGGCCUCGAGUUUCAGAACAUGCAGAUGAACUGGGUUUGGCUGGAACCCACAAAAUUGAUUGUGAAACAAGUCAGAAGACCAACCAAUACGCUGUUUAGGCUGUCAGUGAAAUUCUUCCCUCCAGACCCGGGUCAGCUGCAGGAGGAGUACACCAGGUACUUGUUCUCACUGCAGAUGAAAAGAGAUUUGAUGGAGGGCAGGAUGAUCUGCACGGAAAACACCGGAGCCCUGCUGGCCUCUCAUUUUGUCCAGUCGGAGAUUGGUGACAAUGACGACGCAGCGGACAGAGAGUUCCUGAAGGUGAACAAACUAUUGCCUUACCAAGAAAGGGUGCAAGAGAGGAUCAUGGAGCUCCACCGCAGACACCUGGGCCAGACUCCAGCUGAAUCAGAUUUCCAAAUCCUGGAGAUUGCCCGCAAACUGGAGAUGUAUGGUGUCCGCUUCCAUCCCGCAGCAGACAGGGAGGGCACCAAAAUCAAUCUGGCAGUUUCCCACAUGGGCCUUCAGGUUUUUCAGGGCAACACAAAGAUAAAUACCUUCAACUGGUCCAAGAUUCGCAAACUGAGCUUCAAGAGAAAACGGUUCCUCAUCAAGCUCCACCCAGAGGUUCAUGGCCCCCAUCAGGACACUCUGGAGUUUAUGAUGGGCAGUCGAGACCAGUGCAAAAUCUUUUGGAAGAUCUGUGUGGAAUACCACUCAUUCUUUCGCUUGUUUGACCAACCCCUACCCAAAUCCAAAACCAUCCUCUUCACUCGAGGCUCCUCCUUCAGAUACAGUGGAAGAACACAGAAACAACUUGUGGAGUAUGUCAGGGAAAAUGGAGCAAAGAGAACACCUUACCAGAGGAGGAACAGUAAAAUAGGGAUGUCAGUUCGCUCCCUCGCCACAGACGUGCCAAAACAGAGUUUGUCAUUCAAUGACAGUCUCAGGGCCCCAGGCUCUCCCUCCUCCGCUUCUGUCUCCUUCUACCCGACACACAUCUCAAGCUUCCCCCAAAGAACAGAACUACAUCAUCAGCCCCAGCCUUUGCCGUCACUGAGCCAGUCUUCAGCAUCUCCUCAGCAGACUCUGAACAUGAACCUGCAGCACCAGCAGCAGCCCCAGCAGCAGCAGCUUCAUUCCCCUCUGCAAGCCACCAGACCCCCCAGCCCUCCGAAGGAAGAACCCGUCAAGGCUGCUUCCCCGUCUCACUUCACUUUUCAAGACUCCGUCGACAGCCCUCAGCUCUCGCCGCUCAACUCCAAAGGUCCCCUCUGCCUGUCGCCCUCCUUCCAGAUGUCGACCCUCAGCCUGCCGGGUCAUGCCCCGUCACCCCUGCAAAGCCCCAUCCUGAGUGAGGUGGGCAGCAAUGCCAGGCUAGAGGAGGAGGAGGAGGGCAGGAGGAAGAGAUAUCCCACCGAUAAGGCCUACUUCAUUGCCAAAGAGAUUCUGACCACAGAGCGCACAUACCUGAAAGACCUCGAGGUCAUCACAGUGUGGUUCCGCAGCGCUGUGAUCAAAGAAAACGCCAUGCCUGAAGGCCUGAUGACCCUCCUCUUCUCCAACAUCGACCCCAUCUAUGAGUUCCACCGAGGCUUCCUGAAGGAGUUGGACCAGAGGCUGGCUCUCUGGGAGGGACGCUCCAACGCUCAUGUCAAAGGGGACUACCAGAGGAUCGGAGACGUGAUGCUGAGGAACAUGUGUGCUCUUAAGGAAUUCACCAGCUACCUCCAGAAACACGACGAGGUGUUAACAGAGCUGGAGAAAGCCUCCAAGAGGCUGAAGAAGCUGGAGACGGUCUACAAAGAGUUUGAGCUGCAGAAAGUCUGCUACCUGCCCCUCAACACAUUCCUGCUCAAGCCCAUCCAGCGCCUCAUGCACUACAAGCUCAUCCUGGAGAGACUGUGCAAGCAUUACUCUCCCUCCCACCGGGAUCACGAUGACUGCAAGGAGGCUCUGAAGGAAGUUGCUGAGAUCGCCACUCAGCUCCAGAGCAGUCUGAUCCGGUUGGAGAAUUUCCAGAAGCUGACGGAGCUGCAGAGAGACCUGAUUGGUAUCGAGAACCUGACGGGCCCGGGCAGGGAGUUCAUAAGAGAGGGAUGUCUGUACAAGCUCACCAAGAAAGGACUGCAGCAACGGAUGUUUUUCUUGUUCUCAGACAUGCUCCUCUACACAAGCAAAGGUGUCACCGCAACCAAUCAGUUCAAAGUGCACGGCCAGCUGCCCCUUCACGGCAUGAUUGUUGAGGAAAGUGAAAAUGAGUGGUCAGUCCCUCACUGCUUCACCAUCUACUCUGCUCAGAGGACCAUUGUUGUGGCUGCCAGCUCUAAGGUGGAGAUGGGGAAGUGGAUCGAUGAUCUGAACUUAGCCAUUGAAAUGUCCAAGAAGUCACAAGAGAAAUCCAGCAUCUUCCUGGACUCUGGGCUGGGAGAUCACUCCAACAGAUCAUCUGAUGAGGUGUCUCUGGAGCAGGAGUCGGAGGAUGACAUGAACUCCUCCCGCACUUCACUGGACAAGCAGACACACCACCGCGCCAACACCACCAUGCAUGUGUGCUGGCACCGCAACACCAGCGUGUCUAUGUCUGAUCACAGCCAGGCUGUGGAGAACCAGCUCUCAGGUUACCUCCUGAGAAAGUUCAAGAACAGUAACGGCUGGCAGAAGCUCUGGGUCGUUUUCACCAACUUCUGCUUGUUCUUCUACAAAACGCAUCAGGACGACUUCCCGCUGGCGAGCCUCCCCCUGCUCGGCUACACAGUCAGCACCCCUGAAGAGUCGGACAGCAUCCACAAGGAGUACGUCUUCAAACUGCAGUUCAAGUCCCAUGUUUACUUUUUCAGGGCUGAAAGCGAGUACACCUUUGAAAGAUGGAUGGAGGUGAUCAAGAGUGCAGCCAGCACGGCGGGCCGAAUGAGCCUGCUCAUACCUAAAGGAGGUCCCAUGGAGAUAAACGGAAACUGAAUCAAGCACCCUGCUCCUGGUGGCUGGGCCUCCGGGACGACAGAGCUGCUUCAGUCUCAUUCUCAGUGUCAUUUUGAAAUGAUGAUUGGUACCAUGACUGACUGGAGACUGAUGCUGCCAGUUUAAGUGUUAACAGUGCUCAGUUUAAGGAUUUAACCGUAAUGGUUGUCGGUAAAUGCUGUAUAUGAUAACACAUGUUCCUGUGUGCAGGAUGUAAUGAAAGGGAGACGUGUAUAUUUUGAUCAGUUUUGCAUGUGUAGCGCUCAUUAUAUAUAGACCGGUGGGAAAUACUGUCAAAUGGGACCAACUCAAGCACAAGAUUUAAAAUUCAGGCGUUUGAAGGACUUUAAUCUUCAGCUGAUGAUGACUGAAGCUUUGUUGGGUGCAGCACUGUGCUUUGACUGAUGAUUUACAGCAUGUUGAAAAUGAAGGUAAAGGAUAGAGUGUACUUUGAGAGCGAGUUAGAGAUGAAUGUGAGAUGGAGGCGGGCAGAAGGAUCAUGGAAAGUUGAAACAUGUUUACGAGUAAAUUUUAGAGCAGCAUGGCGAGUUUUGAGCAAUUCAUGAAGUGAGUGUUUUUGACGUUCAAAGGAUGUUUCAAAUGUACAAAAGGGAGCUGUGCUGCUUGGAUCUCCCAGAUUACGGCCAGUUUGGUGCUACAUUUCUGUCUUUAAUAUCACAUGUAACCAAAUGUAUCCUGUUUUUAUUUUUGCAUAGGGAUACCAGCUUGAAGACAUACUGUGUAGUGUUUGCUAUGUGUACAAAGUUUAUUUUUUUCCCCUCUAAAGACAAAGCAGGAGUUCUUUUGAUGUUUUGGUUCUUGAUGUGUGUCGAGCUGUUUGAGAUAAAUGGGAGCUGACUGAUUUGAGACACCAGUGACGCUUGUUGUCAGUUAUUUAGUGCGCUACGUGCAUCCAUGGCAUUAUCUGGUAUAUGUUUGUAAUAAGACUGGAAUCUUUACCCUCAGUGUGUGAGUGUUUCUGUGCGUGUGUGUGUGUGUGUGUGUGUGUGGAGAAGCCCCUGGAGCUGUAACAUCGAAGUGAUGAUGGAGGUCGUCUCCAAACCACCUGAUUGUGUGUGUUUUGUAAGAGAGUGACUGUUGCACGGUUAACCUACAGUAAGUUACUCCUAUUUAUUGUCCAGCAUGUCGUCAUGCUCCUGAAUGCCCUCAUGUAGUCCUUGUGUUAUUCCACCAAAACCCUAACAAAUAAAAGUUUCUCUCAAUCACA
Messenger RNA from Notolabrus celidotus (New Zealand spotty), 4780 nucleotides. It is a transcript of the gene farp2, whose product is annotated as FERM, RhoGEF and pleckstrin domain protein 2. The record is from RefSeq and is a predicted model, not a curated record. The transcript has 27 exons. Gene Ontology annotation, molecular function: guanyl-nucleotide exchange factor activity; cytoskeletal protein binding. Lineage: Eukaryota; Metazoa; Chordata; Actinopteri; Labriformes; Labridae. Gene Ontology annotation, cellular component: cytoskeleton. Bases 349 to 3552 code for a protein of 1067 amino acids.